Molecule: messenger RNA, 6836 nt
Organism: Xiphophorus couchianus (Monterrey platyfish)
Lineage: Eukaryota; Metazoa; Chordata; Actinopteri; Cyprinodontiformes; Poeciliidae
Exons: 2
Coding region: 1860-3041 (393 amino acids)
Source: RefSeq, a predicted model, not a curated record
UUCCUAUUACAUCAACAUCCAGCCCCCACCUUUGUGGCAUCUCGGACUGCAGCAUCAGCAGUGAGCUUUUUUCCUUUUUUCUCUCUCCUAUCUGUUCUAAUACAGAAGAAGAAGUUUAAAGCAUAAGCCUUAAAUUAACUCAAAUAAAACAGACUUUAAUCCAAAUAAUCAUUGUUUCUGUGACACUGAACUAUGUUGAACAUCUUUCAAAUGUAUAUUAUACUGUAAAUAGAGUUGAAUAACUGCAUGAAACUUGCUAAACUGCUAUAUCUGUUGAAGAAUACAUAACAUACUUAGCAAUAUUUAGCAACAAUAAGCAAACAAUACUACAAGGAACAAAUACAGCAAGCACAAAUAACUAAAUUAUCAAUUUAUUUUUAACUAACUUCAAAAAAUAAAAAGUUGAAUAAUAAGAAAACUGCAACUGACAGAAAAACCUAAACUGAAUUUCAAAAAGUGAAACAACUGCUUAAACACACAAGAGGAGCAACAUACCGACUGUGAUCGUUGGUUCAAAAAACCCAGAAUAUGUUUCUCAAAUUCCUAAAAUUUCCAAGAAAUGGCAGAAGCGAACAAGAGGACUUCCAUCGCCGUGGCCGGAAAAUGGGAGCUUUGACUUAUCCCUUUGCGAACAAAUGGAAAUGAGAAUCACUGACUACAAAGCAAAAAAUAAAAGUAAGAAAAGACAAGCUAAAAGAGAAUUAGAAUUUAACAUUUUACAACUAUUCAAGGAAGAAGGUGAAAAAUACAGGAAGAACUUAAAGCAGCAGCUCAUUGAGCUCAAAAAUAAUUAUGAAAAACCCAAAGAUGACAAAAUGAAUCCUGCAGGGUUGUACUUUAACUCAUCACAUGAGAAUUCACACGGGUGAGAAGCCUUUCUCCUGUGGGAUCUGUGGAAAAAGUUACAGUAACAGAAGUAGUUUAUCUCGUCACAUGAAGACUCACUCUGAUGAGAAGCCAUAGGUCCAAAACAGAUCCGAUCCAAUUUUCAUCUAAUCUUAUGGAAUAUCUGGUCUCGCCCAAUGCCUCCUGUUGUUAAGAGUGUUGGAUUAAUGAUCCUUUUCAGUUUCAUUGUCAAAUUGUUGAUUUCAUGGCUUUAAUAAAAGUGAUCUGUCUUCUUCUCACAUCUUGUCUCUUCAGUGACCUUUCAUGUUUUCACUUCUUUUUUGGCAACAUGAACCUUUUUUUCACAACACAGUUAUUCAGGGUUGUAUCCAGUCCUGAACAUUACAGGUGAUUUUGGAUACAGGACCGAUGACCAACUAAUGAAUUCUAGACAAAGUAAUGUUGAAUCACCUCAAAAUAAAGAGCAGGAAGCUCAAUCAGAUACAUCAUCCACAGUGCAUGCAGCGCUGCCAACAGUAGUUCAAACACCAGUUCCAUCCAGAGGUGCACCACAGACGAACUCAAGCUCACCGGAAGAUGAAGGUCCACCUCAAUGAAACUAUAGCAUAAUUAAUAAGCAUGCAAAGAGUAUGCAAUCAUCAACAUCGCAUGCAAAUGCAGAUGGCUACAAGCCAGCUGGCAGACAUUCUACAUCAAUGCCACCAAUUCCAACCGGAAUUCAAACCACUAAUGUUGGAUGCUCCUCAACACAGACAGUUGGAAAUAAUAAAAUUCUUGACUGCUACCAGUCGGUCAUGCAGGAAGUCGCAGAAGCGGAGAUGCUUAUUGGUUAAGCUUAGACCACAGAGGCAUUGAUUUGCAACGUGAUAAAAAUCAGACACUGAUACAGGAAGUGGAAAAGGAAAUUGAUGAAAGCCUUGCACGAUUAGCUGAACAGGAGCCAGGAUGCGAAGAUGACCGAGACGGAGCAAUAGCUGGUCCAUGUACGAGCACACCUGAUAAAAAAUCAACACAUGGCCCCAAAACAAAAAGAAUACAAUUUGAGAUCCAGACCUGACAUACGCAAACCUGAUCGUUACGACCCCUCAAAGCAAUUACCAAUCAUAUUAAAAGGAGACGUUGCUCAAUUUGCCUCGAUGGAUCUGAUCAGGUUAGUCUCGCGGCUGCCAGACAUUCAUGACGGUGCAGAAAAAUGGAUAAGAGUACUAGAAGAAGAGACAGUUGGCAAAAUUUUGGCACUGGGAGACAUCAAAGCCAUUUUUGCAAAAGUUCUCGGAACUGCCACCAUGCAGAACGUUUUGAAAAACCACCCAUGGAUGCUGCAAGAACGAGCAGAUGGAAUUGAAUUUAAUGUAGGCCAGACGGCAAUCUGGGCUGCCUUGAGGGCAGAAUUUCCUAACAAAGUGGACCCUGUCGCCAGACAGCUGAGAAGGUGGAAGGAGGACAUGGAGUCUGGUGUUAAUGAAUUUCCAAUGAUUGCAGCUGUGUUUCCGAAAUCAAUAGUGGAUGUGAUGCCACAACCAGUGCGCACCAAACUCGAAGACGUGGUGGCUCUGAUGUCAAUGCCGCACAAGGAAUUUCGUGAUCAUGUGGUGCGUGCAAUAGAAAAAUACAGAAGAGAUGAACAAAAACUCACUGACCAAGACAAAAACAUUCAAAGGAAACUGGCUCAACUGCAACUUGGAGAACUUCAAAGUAGCAGCAAGACAAGGACUCAAGCUGCAGUAGUGAGGGGAGACCAACAUCCUAGCCCGAAUGUAGCCAACCUUCCUAACGCAGUGAGUACAGCUCCACAGAUGUAUCCUCCAGCUCCACAAAUAACUCAACCUUCUCAACCAGUGGUGAAUGUUUACCCACAACCAUGGAACUCACGUCCAUUUGUGCCCCGAGGAAGACAGCAAAGAAGCCCUUCAUGGCCUAACAGAGGACGAGGCGGUCCAACCAGAGCACCCGGAGCAUGCUGGACAUGUGAUGUUUUUGGACAUCGCUCUGACCAAUGUCGAAAUGGUGACAACUCAUUCCAAAGACGGCCGCGUGGUAGAGCCAGACCAGGUCCACCAACAGCUCCAUACAAUCACCAAGCAGUUCCUUAUAAUCAACAGGAAACUCCAUACGACUCACAAGGAGUCCAAUACGAUUUACCAGUUCAACAAAAUUCACCAGCUCAAUACAAUCCACCGAAUUCUGGAUACUAAGGAUGCCCAGAGGACCUAAGGGGAGAAAGUCAGUACCCAAUUCUAACCACAGGUGCGGACGAUAAACCAAUAUUGAAAAUUCAAAUUGAAAACAGAGAAACUCCAAUGUUGGUCGAUACAGGAGUAGCUUACACUUGUAAGUGUAAGCAAAUGCACAGAAGCACGCAUUUAACCCCGCAUGAAAUGCUAACUGGCAGACCGAUGCCUGUGCCGCAAUGGAGGUUACCUUUUAAAGGACCUUCCCUUGAGCAGUUGCAAACUGAGUUGAAAGACUAUGUUGAACAACUAACUGCUAUCCACAGAGCUAUCUAUUUGCAGGAAAAAUCCAGAAGUCCAGAGUCGGCAGUGUUGGAGCCACUGGUGAAGCCAGGCGAUUUGGUGUACAUCAAGGUGUACGGACGCAGAUGGCAUGAGGCCCGAUGGGAAGGACCUUAGCAAGUCAAAAGAGCAACCCCAACGGCUGUCCAAGUAAAAGGAAGUGUCACUUGGCAUCAUUUGACUCAUUGCACUAAAGUUCAGAAUAAGGACAGAGUUAAACUUGAGUUUGACAAGGAAAAUGAGCAGAAGCCUCGUAGCAAUGAGACUGAUACUGAUAACUGUCCAACUGUGCGGUGAGCCAUGCAAUGGCGACGACAGCAGAGACGAACUCAUACAAUCUGCAGCCGACACCAUGGGACAAACCGACCACAACGAACCAGAAUGACAGAACAUGGACUCAAGGACAGCCUCCAGGGGGGACAAACGGUGACUUAGAGACGACUGUUAUCGUGAAAAGAUCCAUCUCCAAUGAAAAAUAUAAGUACCACACAACUUAUAAAAUUCCUGACAAGUACAUGCCAGUGUUCUUUCCAGCAAAUGUCAACUUAGAUGUUUCCAAGAAAUUAAUUCGUAAAACUAGACAUGCGCACUUAGAAUGGAAAUGGACAGCAAGUUUAACAGAGACUAAAUUUCAAGCAAAGUUAGAAACAGAGUAUGAAACCCAUGUGAGCUAUGCUAACUGAAAACUGUGUAGCAAGGCUAAUACAAAACAGAGGGACAGAUAUAUUAUGGAUCAAUGUUCAAUCAUUAUGUACAUUAGAGAUGACGGAUUUGACAUAGAAGUGAAAAUCGGAAGACGGUGCAGUAAAGACAAUGAUUUCAAACAUUACAUGAUAAUGAUAAGCCCUGACACAAGUAACUCAGUAACAGGUAAAAGUGAUUUAGAACAAGUAAAAGACACAAAGAAAACAGGUACAGUUGAACUGAUGAACGGCAGAGUUAAAAUACAUAUUUCAACUGAUGAUGUAGGUGACGGCAUGCUAGGAAGGCAAACAAUUAUCUCAAGAAUAGUGUUAAGAAAUGAUCGUCGCGAGAUGUGUAGAUGGUUCAUGAAUUUGGGGAAUAAUGUAUUAAUUAACGGAACAAAAAGACACAAAAUGUAACUUAAAAAUCACAAAAACAAUUUGCGGUUGGACAAUUGAAGCAGAUGUUUUAGCCUUUCGAGUAGAUAAAUCAUAUGAAAUAAAAAUUGAAACAGCUGCCAACGGUGUAAUGGAAGAGACUAGGGUAAUCUGGAGUUUACCAAAGGUAGACACAGAGGUAAGUAACUGUUUCACACUCUAUAACUUCACUAACAAACCCAUUACAACUAUACCAAUUACAACUGUUAAGUCAAUCAUCACUGUUAAAACACUCAAAACUGUUACCAGUGAAGCUCAUACAACCAUAAAACCUAAUGCAGAGAUUAAAGAUGAUGAAGGAAAUCCACAAAUAAGUAAAGCACUUAAAGUUGUCACACCUGCGUCUCUUAUAGCAACUGCAGAAGAAGCUCAGUUAAAAUUAACAACAACCUACAACGCUAAAACAAAUUACCACACCAACAAACGCCAAUAAAGUAAUCGAAACAAAUGAAAUGAUCAACAGUAGUGAAGAUUUGGAUUUUAUUCAAACAACACCUGUGCAAAACCAAGUGUCUAAUAUGUCAAUUUCAAAUAAAUAUGGAUGUUCUGAAAAAGAAGGUUGUCAUGAAUACCAUGGAGGUCUAGAUAAAUUUUAUAAGGAAAGACAGGACAACAAAGUAACUCCAAGAGCCAUGCAUAAACUUCAAGACGUUCAACGGACCUCUUUUCAACCAAGAGGAGAUCCACUUUGGCAAAAGAGCAAUUCAGAAUACAUGGUAUACCUGGUCCUGGUAUACUGCGAGAAUUAACACAAAAUGACUGCAUAGUUUGUACUGUUGCUCCUGGAGCAGCAUCAAUUGUUAUUCCAGAAAAAUACACUUCUAAGGAGUGUGCAAUUAGACAACGACAAAGCUGUAAGGAAGGUAAAUUUAUUCCAGUACUUGAUGUAGUAGCAUUCUUUACAGUACCAAUGUGUGGAAUGAAUUGCAGAUUAUUAUACGGUUCAUGUAAUUCACACCUUUAUUUAGAUAAAUGGGCAGGAUGGAGAUAUGAAUCCGUUUGCGCUGACUUUAAUAUGACCACGACACAAACUGAUCCUCCAGUGAAUUAUGAGGUAGAUUAUGAUGCAGAGUAUGAAUGUUUUGCAAAUGGAGGAUUUGAAAAUGAUGUAGGAAAUACAACAGUUCGAUGUAAUGUUACUUGGGUUUUAUCUUGGUUUAAACAUGCUGACAUAACACCACUAUUUGUUACAAAACCUGUAUGGUAUCAAAAUCCAGAAUUUACAGAAGAAAACUGAAAAUAUUACUAGGGCUAUUCCCACACUAUUUUUUCUAGGUGAUCAGACAUAUCCAGUGGCAGACAGCUACUGGAUGUGUGGUGAUGAUGUUUUAAUCAACACAUUGCCCCUAAAAUGGGUAGGCCUUUGCACCCUUGUUCGAAUGAAAGUACCAGUAACAGUGUAUGAAGGAGUUGCAGACACAGUAGGAAUGCACCACAAUAAAACAAGGCUUCGUAGAAGCCUGGGGGAUUAUGGAUUAAAUGAAGGAGUAUAUUUGGAUCUUAUAGGUCAACCAAGAGGGAUUCCAAAUGAAUUCAAAGCACGACAUGAAGUCGCUGCAGGAAUUGAAUCUUUUAUCAUACCCAUGAUCACAAUUAUUAAAAAUAUUGAAUGGAUUAACUAUAUUUAUUACAACCAACAGUGAAUGAUAAACUUUACCAUUGAAGGAUUUAUGGCCCUAGGAGAUCAACUUCAUGAAACAAGUAGGAUGACAAGACAAAAUAGAUAACCAUUAGAUUGGCUCUUGGCCAAAAUGGGCGGGGUUUGCCAUAUGUUUGGCAAUGAGUGUUGGACGUUUGUGCCUACACAUACCUUGCCGAAAGGUGCAUUUAGAGUAGCAAUGACCAAACUGAAUAAACUGAAGGUGGAAUUUAAAGAAAAUGGAAACUGGCAAUGGAAAGGUCUGGAGGAAAUUUUAGGUGAAUGGGGAGCCUUAGCAGCCAAAAUAGGAAUAACUAUAGUGGUAGUACUAAUUACUAUUUUUCUGCUUGUGUGUUGUGUGAUCUCUAUCAUGAGGAAAUGGAUCGUGGGGACUGUAUACAGAUGGAUGACCAAGGACAGCGGACAUCACACGGACUAAUGCACUAGGCCGCCUGGACCAAUGAACCCAUGACCGAUUCAAAGGACUGCUAAGCUCAAGGACAUUUCGAUGCCUGAACUAAAAGCGUUAUGGUUUGUUCAAUGAUCUAAGGAGUUCAAGGAUCUGAAACAGAACCUGGGGUGGAAUAAAAUGGACUCAUGGGAAAGACACUGUUCGUAUACACCAUUACAUAUAUUAUUACACAAUUAUAUACAAUACAACACAGGUGGCCUACACAUAGUUAGUACAUUAGGAACACGUGUGAAUGUGAGUGAGCA